This is a messenger RNA of Durio zibethinus, 1527 nucleotides long. NCBI's taxonomy places the organism in Eukaryota, Viridiplantae, Streptophyta, Magnoliopsida, Malvales, Malvaceae. The record is from RefSeq and is a predicted model, not a curated record.
AUGGGCCCAUUCCCUAACACAUUGGGAACCUUUCCAAGCUCACCUCCCCUUGACUUGCAAUACAAUAACUUUUCGGGGAAUAUGCCAUCCGAAAUUUGCUUAUUGAAAGGUCUUGAGUUGAUUUCCUUGGCAAGUAAUGAGAUCAGUGGUUCCAUUCCAUUAGAGAUAGGGAGGCUGAGUUCAGUUUCCGAGAUUUAUUUCUUUGAUAACUAUCUACGUGGUUCUAUCCCUGCUUCCGUAGGAAACUUGACCUACUUAUCUGUUCUCCACCUCUAUCAAAAUAUGUUUUGUGGAUCGAUACCUCGAGAAAUAGGGAUGCUUAAAUCUCUCACUGACUUUGAGUUGAUUCAUAAUAAUUUCUCUGGUUCAAUUCCUGCUUCCAUAAGAAACUUGACCAGUUUAUCCACUCUCCACCUUCACCAUAAUAUGUUUUCUGGGUCGAUACCUCAAGAGAUAGGGAUGCUUAAAUCUCUCACUGACUUUGAGUUUAGUCAUAAUAAUUUCUCUGGUUCAGUCCCUGCUUCCAUAAGAAACUUGACCAGUUUAUCCAGUCUCCACCUUCAUCAUAAUAUGUUUUCUGGGUCGUUACCUCAAGAGAUAAGGAUGCUUAAAUCUCUCACUGACUUUGAGUUGAGCCAAAAUAAUUUCUCUGGAAGCAUGUCGAAGCUUAUGAUGAUAUAUCUUCACCAUAAUCAUUUAUCAGGGCCAAUUCCUUCAGCGCUUGGCAAUCUCACUCAUUUGCAAUCAUUACAAUUAGGAGAUAACCAUCUUAGUGGUCCAUUACCCAAAAAUUUAUGCAGGGAUGGACAACUCGCAAAUCUUUCGGCUUUCAACAACAAUUUGACGGGAAAUAUAUCAGAAGCUUUCGGUACAUAUCCUAGUUUGAAUUAUAUUGCAUUAAGCAACAACAAAUUUUAUGGCGAACUUUCGCCAAAUUGGGGGCAAUGCCAUAGUCUAACAAGCCUACGGAUCUCCAAUAAUAACAUUUCUGGAAAGAUACCACCUGAGCUGAAGCAUGCAACUCAAUUGCACGAACUCGAUGUCUCUUCAAAUCAUCUCAUUGGUGAGAUUCCCAAGGAAUUGAGAGCAUUGACAUUGAUGUACAAACUUUUGCUAAGUGGUAACCAACUUUCAGGCAAAAUUUCACCAGAGAUUGGAGUUCUUUCAAAUCUAGAAUAUCUUAACUUGGCAUCAAACAAUUUGAGUGGACCGAUUCCUAAUCAACUUGGAGAGUGCUCAAAGUUAUUGGACCUGAAUUUGAGCAAGAAUAAACUUGGAGAAAGCAUUCCAUUUUCAGUAAGCUACAUAAAUGGCCUUCAAAAUCUAGAUUUAAGUUGGAAUUUACUUAUUGGGGAGAUACCACAGGAACUUGCAAAAUUACAUUCCUUGGAAAUAUUGGACCUUUCUCACAAUAUGCUCAAUGGUUGCAUCCCAAAUUCUUUUAAUGAUUUGAAAAGCUUGACUGUUGUGAAUAUAUCUUACAAUCAAUUAGAAGGCCCUAUUCCUAACAUUAAGCAACGGUCAUAG